Molecule: messenger RNA, 1261 nt
Organism: Argentina anserina (silverweed cinquefoil)
Lineage: Eukaryota; Viridiplantae; Streptophyta; Magnoliopsida; Rosales; Rosaceae
Product: protein AUXIN-REGULATED GENE INVOLVED IN ORGAN SIZE
Exons: 2
Coding region: 712-1128 (138 amino acids)
Biological process (GO): positive regulation of organ growth
Source: RefSeq, a predicted model, not a curated record
UCUCUCUUUGUCUGUACAUUUCAACAUAAUAAUAAUCAUCAAAGGAUGGCUGGUAAUAAUAAUACAAAGAAUUCAUAUAUUAUUUCCUUUCUUCUUCCUUUCCCUGAUUCAUUUUCUCUCUAUCAAAAUAAAUCUCUAGUUAAUUGAACCUGGAAACAACCCGUUUCAGAAUUCAAACCUCCUCUCAUGAAUUUAAUCUUCUGCAAUCUUUCAAUCUGACAAGAAGAGAAACAGCAGUUUUCUGGGAGAGCUUUGUGGCUGAAAUGCAAAAGAAGACCACCUCUCUUUCUUGCUGCCUCAUUUGGAAAUUCUUUUAUCACCAAGAUCACCCUAAUCAGACAACACCACACAAUAACAGUUGGCUUUUCAGGGACGGCGUAUCAUGGUUUGUCCAUUAAAAACCUGAGGAAUCAGUGACGUUUUCUUGUGAUUUGGGGUUUGGAUCUAGUACGCGUUCAAGUUUGUUCACGUCCUAGAAGCAUCAAGGAUCAGUCUGAUUCAUAUUUAUUAGAAAAGAGAAUUUAUGGUUCCUUGUUGAUUGAUUGUAUUACUCAGCUUUCGCAAAUGGAUUACUGAUCUCUGCAUGUGGAGCAUUGCGCAUUAUUGUCAUAUCAGAUUUGUAUAAAACCGGCAUCAUUUCUGGAUUAGAGACUUUUGAGUUUUGGUCUGGAAUUUCACUUUUGGGGGGCGGGCUGCCAAGGACUAGUAUAAAUGAAAUUUGAAGUUCCUGAAGCAGACGCGAGACUUUCGAAAGGCUUUAUUGAUUUGCAAGCUCAUUGUUCAAGUUGCCUUAAUAUGGAUGUCAAAGCAAGACCCCAAGGGGACGAAGGACAUAAUGUAGGUCUAGACCAUCAACAUUAUCAUCAGAGAUCAUCUUUAUUGUAUCGUCGAUCACUAUCACACGGUAGGGGUAGCAGCAGAAGACUGAUUCCAGCAAGCUACUUUAGCCUCGAGUCCUUGCUCUUGCUUGUAUGCCUCACGGCGACUCUGCUGAUCCUUCCUUUGAUACUUCCACCAUUACCUCCCCCGCCUUUCAUGUUGCUAUUUCUACCCAUUGGCAUUCUAGCAGUGCUUAUGAUCUUGGCUUUCAUGCCUUCCAAUGUGAGGGAUUUGACUUAUACAGUGUAAGUAAACUAAAAUCGUGUUUCCUUGGAUGCUGCGCAUUUCUUUAUUAAUGUCUCCUCUUUUGAGUUUUGUUCAUCGUACAAUUUUGUAAUUCUCUUCUCACCAACAUGUUCAAUACAACCGCAUUUUGUACUAA